Molecule: messenger RNA, 1470 nt
Organism: Coniophora puteana RWD-64-598 SS2
Lineage: Eukaryota; Fungi; Basidiomycota; Agaricomycetes; Boletales; Coniophoraceae
Product: kinase-like protein
Exons: 10
Coding region: 1-1041 (346 amino acids)
Biological process (GO): protein phosphorylation; mitotic DNA damage checkpoint signaling
Cellular component (GO): cytoplasm; nucleus
Molecular function (GO): protein serine/threonine kinase activity; protein binding; ATP binding
Source: RefSeq, a predicted model, not a curated record
AUGACCGGAUCAUUAAAGUCCACACAACCAGUCUCUUCUUUCGCGUCCACUGGUUUUGAGGAGGAUGCGGUACCUCCAGAUGUAUGCGCCAAGUUUGUGACCACUUCCGAUGACGGACGCGUGGAAGUCCUUCUGCUCAGCGUGGGGAAACCUCUGGUCAUAGGACGAAACCCUUCGCUUUGCGUACGCACAAGUGUCGGAGGCAUCAUGAUAUCCUGUCAGGACUUCUCAACCAACGGGCUUUUGCUAAACGGGCACAAGUUCCGGAAAACGUCUGUGCUCGUUAUGAAUGGUGACGCGGUCAAGAUACCUUCUUCCAAAUCUUUCCAAUGUCUUCUCAAAUGGAAGGAAAUCCACGAGAGAAGAACACCUCACCCGACUCUCACACCGUCCGUAGAUCGUGUGGACAAAGAUGUGGGCGGAUAUCUCAUUACCACUCAUUGCCUCGGGAGUGGGAGUUACGCAUCAGUGUAUCUCGCGCUCAACACGUCAGCUCAGAGGCAGGUGGCUUGUAAAGUCAUCAAGCGCAAAGAAGGCAGUGACCUCAAGAAAGAAAUGAAAGAGGCCACGCUACUCAUGAAAUUCAGACAUCCCAACAUCAACAAGGUGUAUGCUGUUGAUUCCGAUCCAGAUUUUCUCUAUAUCAUGCUGCAACUGUCAACCGGAGGCGACUUAUUCACAUACAUCACCACAAGCCCACGAAAAAGGCUCGGUGAAGGAGAGGCCAAAUGGGUCAUGUAUCAAAUGCUCAAUGCUAUCAAGUACCUCCAUGACCGACAGAUUUCUCACCGUGACCUAAAGCCUGAGAACAUCCUACUUCUCGCCCCGGGGCCUUAUCCUCAGAUCCAGCUUGCUGACUUUGGACUCGCCCGACCUAAAGCAUACCAGGAGACUCUACAUGUCUGCGGAACAAUCUCGUAUCUCCCGCCUGAGGGCAUACUCGCGCUACAGCACAAGCAUCUGGGCUACGUCGGAAUGCCAGCAGACUGCUGGAGCGCUGGUGUUACUCUGUAUGCGAUGCUCUCGUAUGUGGUGCUCUAACUCUGCUUCUGCUCCCGUGAUCCAUUGUGGACUCUCCUUGGUCUAGUGGAAGCCAUCCCUUUGAAGCUGCGGGCUCCACUUCGACGAACUACGCGGCGGAUGACUACGAAUCGGCCGAGUCACAGAACCCGGACCAGCAAACUAAACAGCGUAUACUCGAUAGACGCCUUUACUUUGACACCGUCGCGUGGUAUGGCCUUGAGGAUGGUACGUCUCUGCUUUUGCUCUGAGUGGAACUGUCCGUCAGAACACCGCUUUGCCCCUCGUUUCCAGCGAAGGAACUCGUCCAUGAUCUCUUAGCCACGGACCAUCGGCAACGGGCAACGGUCUAUCAGGGACUCAGGGGCCGGUGGAUAGCUCAUGACUUGGAUGAACUUGAAGACGCGUAUCAAGAAAGAAUUCAGCUCGCACCAUAGUGCUACUGUGUCG